Molecule: messenger RNA, 1266 nt
Organism: Vigna umbellata (rice bean)
Lineage: Eukaryota; Viridiplantae; Streptophyta; Magnoliopsida; Fabales; Fabaceae
Source: RefSeq, a predicted model, not a curated record
AUGGCACCUAGACUCCCUCCUCCACCCCAACCUAACGAGCCUGAUGCGUCCAACAAAGCUAGGUUGUUGGAGACAGUAAUAGACCGCUUACAGCAGCAGAACACUACACUGAUGGAACAAAAUGCCACUCUAAUGCAGCAGAAUCAGAGUGCCAUGCAGAGUUUGGAAGCUUCACGUGCCAACUCUGAAACUACACAAAGACAACUGAUGGAGAUCUUAGCAGCGACUAGGCAUCAUUCAGGGGCGUCUUCUUCCAACGCUGCCCCGCCUACUGCCGAAUGGAGCUUGGAGAGUUUCCUCCAACACCAUCCUGCUAAAUUCAGUGGGAAGGGUCUCCCCGACGAAGCGGAUCAGUGGUUGAGGGAUAUAGAGAAGAUCUUCAAUGCCAAACGAUGCCCUGAUGAAAACAGGUUGGCGUACGCUGAGUAUUUACUGACUGGAGAAGCGAGCCAUUGGUGGUCGAGCGCUAGAGCUAUUCUUACGGACGCGCAACAACCGAUCACCUGGGAAGUAUUUAGAAACAAAUUUUAUGAGGAAUACUUCCCUGACAGCGUGCGGUUUGCAAAGGAGGUGGAAUUCCUACAAUUGGUUCAAGGAAAUAUGUCCGUCUCGGAGUACACCAAUAAAUUCAAACAUCUCGUCAGAUUCAAUACUAUGGCCACAAGUGAAGUGUGGCAGUGUAGAAAAUUUGAGAACGGAUUGAGGAGUGAUCUCAAGGUUUUAAUUUCCAGUCUAUGUAUCCGGACGUUCCCAGCCAUGGUUGAGAGGGCUAAGGUACUUGAGAAAAAUAUGGCUGAGGCGGAACAACAGAAGAAACAACAGGCGUCGAGAGGACCGGUUAUGUCGAGACCCAAUGUGAAUAGGAACAGGACCCCAUACGCUCGUCCAGCCCAGUCGAGUGGUUCACAAUCUAUGGUAGUUACUGAGGAACAGGUGGUAGAUAUAAUGACUAAGGCGGUGAAGCUUGAACAAUUUGAAAAACUUCGACAAAUGCUUGGAGUAGUUGAUAUUACUACAUUAACAUCUUCAUCUCCUCUCCAACCCAACAAUCCUGCAAACCCAAAGCCAAAGCCAAAGCGUUUCGUGAAAAAUCAAAUUCCAGAUUCAAUCCUCAACGACCCGCUUCUCAACGCCGCCAUCUCCGUCCUCCCCUCCAACUACAACUUCGAGAUUCACAAGUCACAAGUCAACUGGUUUGCGCGUGCUCUCCACGGCGUCAGAGCGCGUCCGCCGAAUCAAAGUUGUCCGAGGGCCAUCCUUAUGUAA